CGCUGCGGCCGCCGUGCCAGAGUGACCGGUAGCGCGGUAGCCGAGGUGGCGGCACCGGGCGGGGCAGCUGGAGCGAGGAGGAAGGAGGUGGUGGUGCAGGAUGGCGACGGCCUAUGAGCAGCUGAAGCUGCAUAUCACACCUGAAAAAUUUUAUGUGGAAGCUUGUGAUGAUGGAACAGAUGAUGUACUUACCAUUGACCGUGUGUCCACAGAGGUUACCCUGUCAGUCAAGAAAGAUGUUCCUCCUUCAGCUGUCACGAGACCAAUAUUUGGUAUAUUGGGCACAAUCCAUCUGGUGGCAGGUAAUUAUCUUAUUGUCAUUACCAAAAAGACAAAAAUAGGUGAAUUUUUCAAUCAUGUAAUCUGGAAAGCAACAGAUUUUGAUGUCCUUUCUUAUAAGAAGACAAUGUUGCACUUAACUGAUAUUCAGUUACAAGAUAAUAAAACUUUCUUAGCAAUGAUAAACCAUGUCUUAAGCGUGGAUGGGUUUUACUUUUCAACGACAUAUGAUUUGACCCAUACUUUGCAGCGGCUAUCCAACACUAGUCCAGAAUUCCAAGAAAUGAGCCUCUUGGAACGAGCAGAUCAGCGGUUUGUAUGGAAUGGUCAUCUUCUAAGAGAACUUUCUGCUCAGCCAGAGGUCCAUCGGUUUGCUCUUCCAGUGUUACAUGGCUUUGUUACUAUGCAUUCAUGUUCUAUUAAUGGAAAAUACUUUGAUUGGAUUCUCAUCUCAAGGAGGAGUUGUUUCAGAGCUGGUGUGCGGUAUUAUGUAAGAGGAAUUGAUUCUGAAGGCCAUGCAGCUAACUUUGUAGAAACAGAACAAAUUGUGCACUACAACGGGAACAGGGCUUCAUUUGUACAGACUCGAGGAUCAAUACCAGUUUUCUGGUCCCAAAGACCAAACCUCAAGUACAAGCCACUGCCACUGAUCAACAAAGUAGCAAAUCAUAUGGAUGGUUUCCAAAGGCAUUUUGAUUCACAAGUAAUUAUUUAUGGAAAACAAAUCAUACUCAAUCUGGUUAACCAGAAAGGCUCGGAGAAGCCGCUUGAACAGGCAUUUGCAACAAUGGUGUCUUCUUUGGGAAGUGGAAUGAUCAGAUACAUUGCCUUUGACUUUCAUAAGGAAUGUAGAAAUCUGAGAUGGGAUCGACUAAGUAUUUUAUUGGAUCAGGUUGCAGAAAUGCAGGAUGAAUUAAGUUAUUUUCUAGUGGACUCUGCUGGCAAGGUGGUGGCAAACCAGGAAGGCGUGUUCCGCAGCAAUUGCGUGGAUUGUCUAGACAGAACCAAUGUGAUCCAGAGUUUGUUAGCUCGUCGUUCACUUCAGGCCCAGCUUCAGAGACUAGGAGUUUUGCAUGUGGGACAAAAGCUUGAAGAACAAGAUGAAUUUGAGAAGAUUUAUAAAAAUGCCUGGGCUGACAAUGCAAAUGCUUGUGCCAAACAGUAUGCGGGAACUGGCGCCUUGAAGACUGAUUUUACCAGAACCGGAAAGAGAACUCAGUUGGGACUUAUAAUGGAUGGCUGGAACUCACUUAAACGGUAUUACAAGAACAACUUUUCUGAUGGAUUUAGACAAGAUUCCAUAGACUUAUUUCUUGGAAACUAUUCAGUGGAUGAAUUAGAAUCUCAUAGUCCUUUAAGUGUUCCAAGAGAUUGGAAAUUCCUGGCUUUGCCUAUUAUCAUGGUUGUUGCAUUUUCAAUGUGCAUUAUCUGCUUGCUUAUGGCUGGUGACACAUGGACAGAAACACUGGCCUAUGUGCUCUUCUGGGGAGUUGCAAGUAUUGGAACAUUUCUUAUUAUCAUUUACAAUGGCAGAGAUUUUGUUGAUGCUCCCAGGUUGGUCCAGAAAGAAAAGAUAGACUGAAUUUGUGUCUGUGGAAAGCAGCUUGGCUUGGAAGAUUCCAUUAUGCAAAACUGGAGUCUUUACUGACCUGCUUUCCACAUCAGCCUGAGGUUUUAUUUAAAACCUUUAUCAAAAAGCACAUCUGUGCUCUUUGCAUUGGUGUGACUUAUAAUUGAUCUGAUGUUACUGCCUUGAUGAUCUCUUUAUUAUUGGGACGGUUACAUUUAUGAUUUGAAACUCUUCUAUAAUUAAAAUGUAACCUAGAUUCAGCUAACCAGAAUGGAUGGAAUCUGUUCAUUGUCGAUUUAAUCACUUGUUGCAGAAUAAGAAAUAUGUUAAAACUAUAGCUUCUUUCAUUGUUUAAAGCAGUAAAAUUAUUUUUCUAGCUGAGUUUCAUUCUUGUCAUUGUAGAAGCAGUUGCUUCUUAGCCAGCAUACUUUUCCACACUUCUCUGGGCUUUUCUUAAAACAUUUAAUAAUAAGCUAACUCUACUAUGUUUGUAAAAUGUAAGUCUUUCUCAUGCAUCAAGUGGUUUGAUGAAAGUCUGUGACUUCAUAAUAGAGAAGAGAAGAAUGGGCUCUGGUAUUCCUUGGAAGUUUUGGAUGAGCUGUCUAAUGAGUUCAGUCAGCUUGAACUUCUGCAAUUGGACCAGCAGUUUAAGUGUGAUGAAAAAGUUCAGAUAUAUUUUGUAUUUUUUAAAAGAUAUAAAUGAAAUCAAAGAAUGUAAAGUCUAUCUCUAAUGCUAAAUGUCCAAAGCAGCCUCUAUUUUAAGGAUUGCCCCAGUGUGGAAAAUAUCCUUGCCUGGGCAGCUACUUCCUCCUGUGCAUUUUGGUUGCUUUGGGGAUCACUUGUCCAGACAUGCAGGCCCAAGAGAGGGUCUUGUAGUAGAUUUGAUGUUAUGUUUGGAGGUAGCAGCUUCUUUUCACGCAAGGUACUGUUGAUACUUUUCACUCUCUAAAAGAUUUUUGUUGGCUAUCAAUGUGUGUUUCAAAUUUAGUGCUUCCAGGUAGUUAUAGUUCUCCUAAUCAAGGACCAACUUAAACUUUAUAUGUGCAAACAAACCUGAAAAAUAUGCUUUAGCAGCUGUGCAUAGUUCUAAUUAUAAGUGGGACUGUAUAUUCAAAUUGUAAUUAUGAGAUUUAAAUAUUAGAAAAGUAUGUAAGGUUGUAUAAUUGCCGCUAUUUUAAAACAAUUCAGUUAAACUCUGCUACAAUAUUUUGUUGUGCUUGAAAAUAUGUACAGUUUUUUCCAAUAGUAAUACCUUAUGUUGUCCUUAAAAUAUUUCUAAAAGCGCCUUUAUUUCAACAUCAUCUUUUUUUCAACAUUAUCUUUUAUAAACAUUAAUAAGAGUUGUUGCUUUUAGAAACUCUGAAGGAAAUAAUAGCUGGAAAAUUCUUUGUAGCUUAAAAUCAGUCAUUAAAACUCAGAAUAGGUAAGAAAAUAGAACUAUGUAUUCUUAAUAUGUAAAUAAGUAUAAUUUGUUCCAAAGAUACCUGGAAUAUUGAAACUUAGUUCAUGUCUAUUGUAAUAUAUUAGUCAUGGUACUGGGCAUUUCACAUUAAGAACUUAUUUCAACAACUACAACAAAAGACCAAAUCAGAACUGCUAAUGUGCCUGCUUUGCAGUGAAUGGACUCAUUGGUGUGUUAGAUCUUAGGAUAUCAAUAUUUCAGAACCCUGCAAUGAUUUUAUUUCUAAAUUCAUGUACCAUACAUCCAUAAGUGAAAAUAAAGUGUCAUAUUCUUUUCUAACUA
Messenger RNA from Choloepus didactylus (southern two-toed sloth), 3593 nucleotides. It is a transcript of the gene SACM1L, whose product is annotated as SAC1 like phosphatidylinositide phosphatase. The transcript is spliced from 20 exons. NCBI's taxonomy places the organism in Eukaryota, Metazoa, Chordata, Mammalia, Pilosa, Megalonychidae. The coding region runs from base 101 to 1861 and encodes 586 amino acids. Gene Ontology annotation, cellular component: endoplasmic reticulum. The record is from RefSeq and is a predicted model, not a curated record. Gene Ontology annotation, molecular function: phosphatidylinositol-4-phosphate phosphatase activity. Gene Ontology annotation, biological process: phosphatidylinositol dephosphorylation.